Messenger RNA from Rattus norvegicus (Norway rat), 4349 nucleotides. It is a transcript of the gene Zfp958l1, whose product is annotated as zinc finger protein 958 like 1. NCBI's taxonomy places the organism in Eukaryota, Metazoa, Chordata, Mammalia, Rodentia, Muridae. The record is from RefSeq and is a predicted model, not a curated record.
GACCUGUCAGUCAGAAGAGAAGGAGGGCUCUUCCGGGUGCCGGAUCGCAAGUCCAGCUCUGCAGCUGAGCAGGCUUGAAUGGUUCCGUGUGAUGUGCUCUGUGCGCUGCAGUUUGGUGCGGCGAGGGAGCUCAGGCGAGGUCUGCAGUCACGGCAUGGAUGCAGUGACCUUUAACGAUGUGCAUGUGGACUUCACUUCCGAAGAGUGGACUUUGUUGGAUCCUUCCCAGAAAGGUCUUUACAAAGAUGUGAUGCUGGAGACCUACUGGAACCUCACUGCUAUAGGUUACAGUUUGGAAGACCAUAAUAUUGAAGAACAUUUUCAAAGUUCUAGAAGACACGGAAGACCUGAAAGAAGUCAUACUGAAGAGAAACCCUAUGAAGAUAUGAAGUGUGGUGAAGCCUUUGCACAUUGCAGUAGUCUUCGAGCACAUGAAAGGACACACACUGGAGAGAAACCCUAUGGAUGCAAUCAGUGUGAUAAAGCCUUUGCGUAUCACAGCAGUCUUCGAAUACAUGAAAGGACACACACUGGAGAGAAACUCUACAAAUGUAUUCAAUGUGGCAAAGCUUUUUCAGAUCAGAACACUCUACAAAGACAUAAAAGAACCCACUCGGAAGAGAAACCCUGUAAAUGUAAUCAAUGUGGUAAAGCCUUUGCAUGUCAUAAUAUUCUUCAAAAUCAUGAAAGAACUCACACUGGAAAGAAAACUUACAAAUGUAAUAAAUGUGAUAAGGCCUUUACACAACGCUAUUAUGUGCGAAUCCAUGAAAGAACACACACUGGAGAGAAACCCUAUGGAUGCAAUCAGUGUGGUAAAUCCUUUGCGUGUCUCAGCAGUCUCCGAGUGCAUGAAAGAACACAUACUAGAGAGAAGCCCUACAAAUGUAAUCAGUGUAGUAAAGACUUUGCGAGUCAGAGUCAUCUUAAAAGACAUGAAAGGACACACACUGGAGAGAAACCCUAUGAAUGUAAUCAAUGUGGUAAAGCCUUUUCAAUCCAGGAUACUCUCCGAGUGCAUGAAAGAACACAUACUGGAGAGAAACCCUUUGAAUGUAACCAGUGCGGUAAAACCUUUAAACUACACAGUCAACUUCGAAUACAUAAAAGAGUACACACUGGAGAGAAACCCCAUGAAUGUGAUCAGUGUGGUAAAACCUUCGCAUGUCCCAGUAGUUUCCAAAAACACAAAAGAAUACAUUCUGGAGAGAAACCCUAUGGAUGCAAUCAGUGUGAUAAAGCCUUUGCAAUUCACAGUAGACUUCGAAAACAUGAAAGAACACAUACUGGAGAGAAACCCUUCAAAUGUAAUCAAUGUGGUAAAACCUUUUCACAGUCCAAUAGUCUUCAAGUACAUAAAAGAACACAUACUGGAGAGAAACCCUAUGAAUGUAAUCAAUGUGGUAAGGCCUUUCCGUAUGACAGCAGUCUCCGGGUGCAUGAGAGAACCCAUACUGGUGUGAAGCCUUACGAAUGUAACCAGUGUGGCAAAGCCUUUGGCUACCACAGUCAUCUCCAAAGGCAUGAAAGGACACACACUGGAGAGAAACCUUAUUAACAUAAGCAAUGUGGGAAAGCCUUUGUAAGUCUCAGCAAACUUCAGAGGCAUAAAUGAAUUCAUCCUGGAGAGAAAUCUCAAGAAUGUAUUUAAUAUGGUGAAGGCGUUAAAUGGUUUUAUAGUCUUCAUCAUCACAAAAGUAUACCAGAGAGAAAUUCUAUGAGUGUAGGCAAUGUGCUGAAGUCUUUAUGUUAUGGAGCCCACUUAGAAAUCCAACACGACACAAAAACCAGGGCUACGGGUAUUCACUAUGUAGUUGAUCUGUGUCCACUGAUGCAGGCAGGAUGUAGGUUUUACAGUCUAAAGAUCAUAUCCAUUUUCUCUUUGUGGUUAACAACAGGUAUUGUGUUUUGGGGUAAAAAAAGAUGAAUAACAGAAACUGUCAUUUGGAACAGUCAAUAUGUUUUGUGAAAUAGGAAAUGUGGUUAGGAACAAUCAUGUUUUGGGAAACAAAAAUGAAUUAUGGAAGCUUAUCAAUUAUUAGGGAGUCUCCAGCUCCCUUAUGUUCUGGGAACUUGAAUUUAGUUUCGCUCUAUGAUUAAAUGAAGUCUUAUAGCAAAAUGGCUGUACUUAGGACAGUUUCUUUUACUUGUUCAUGGUAUUUGCAUAUUACAGUCAUCUUCGAAUUCAUAAAAGUGAGUACCCCUAUAAAUGGAGUCAAUAUUAGGAGGCCUUUUGUCAGAACAGUUAUUUACAAAUAUCUAAAAUAACAUGUCCUGGCAAGAAACCCUACAAAUGUAAUCAAUGUGAUUAAGCACAGUUAUAUGCGACUAGGUAGAAGAACACCUGCCUGAGACGACACUAGGAGGUAAGCAAUGUGGUAAAACCUGUGCGAGUAACUGUGCUCAGGAGAAAAAGCCAUAGUGCAAAGAAACCUGUGAAUGCAGUCAUUGUGGUAAAGCUUUACGUGUUAUGAUCUCUUUAUGCAAUAUUAAAAGCCUUAGUGUGCAAUUAAUCUGUUAAAGGCUUUACACAUCACAGUAGUAUUUAGGGACCUGAAAGAAUUCAUACUAUAGGGGAUCUAUAAGGAUCCUAUAAGAACUGUAGCCAACAUACUUCAGUUGCACAAGAUUAUUCUGAAGAGAACAUCUGACCAGUGUUAACAAUCAAGCAUUAUGGUGUUCCUCUUGAUUUUAUUUGUACUUGUAAAUUCAUAUGCGCAAGUGUAUGAAUGUAAGUGAUAGCCCUUUUAGACUUCACAAUUCUCUUCAAUUACUCAUCCAGAUGUAAAAGUUUACGGGUGUGAACUACUGCCUUUUUUGUUGCUAUAAUAAAACAUUGUGCCUAGGGCAACUUAUAAAAGAGUUUAAUUUGACUUAUGGUUCCAGAGGAUUACGGGAUCACCAUGAAAGUGGCAGUGCAACAAGUGUUGCGCAUGACGCUAAAAGAGGGGGCUUACACCUUACAUCCUCAGUAUGCAGCAGAAUGAGUUAGACCUAGGAAUUGUGUGCAGAUCUAAACUCUCAAGUCAACCGCCAGUGAUAUAUCUCCUUCAGCAGGGCACCAUUUCUUAAAUCUUCACACACACACACCCCCAAAUAAUACCAACCGAGCUACCUUGAUUUCUCUGAUUUCACGCCUAUGUGCUUGCUGUUUCUAUCCAGGAUGAAGAAACACUGUACAUAACCUCUUAGAUGCCUUAACUCCUGAGUUAAAGGAAUGGAUGCUUACAUAAGAAAAACAUUCAUGAGUAAAAAUUAUUUGUUUGAAAUUUUCUUUUUAAUUGUGCAAUAUCUCUCUCUCUCUCUCUCUCUCUCUCUCUCUCUGUGUGUGUGUGUGUGUGUGUGUGUGUGUGUGUGUGUGUGUGUGUGUGUGGAUUCCUUGGAUCCUGUAGGAGGAAUACAGGGAUUUGUCAAUAACCUGACCUUGAUCCCAGGAAUCAACUUGUCUUAACUGCUUCGCCAUAUCUUUAAUCCUGUAAAUGUUUUAAAGACUAUUUCACUUUGAUGGUAGGAAAUAAAGAAUUCAUACAGGAGAAAUGCUGUAUCUAUGUGAGCAAUCUUGUAAAGACUUUAGACAUCAUCGUCUUCAGUUUCAAGGGGAAAAAAAUCUUGCUUCAUUUCUUUUUCAUCAUAGCCGUAACAAAAGCAAAUUGUUUUCCACGUUCACUCAUGUGUAAUGGUGGAGACCACCAGUUGUGGGUGUGGCUUAUACUUUGCAACUCUUGGAGUGGCUAUUGAAGUUUGGUGUAUGUGUGCCAAAUCCACUUACAGAAGUAUGUUAGGCUAUUGUAGUUCUUCUGUGGCUUCUGUUCGUCUUCUACUGCACUGUCACUUGGUAAUAGUAUUUGUCUGGGGCCAUGUAUGAAAUGGGAUCCCUAUUAGCUGAGUGGUUCAUUGUUUAGUAUUAGACACUGUGUUGUCUGUGAAAGGGUGGUGGUUGGUGUGGUGGUUGGUUGUUCAUUGUACAGAGCCAUAUUGGAUUUGGGCCUAGCCGCUUUUUGACUGCAUGGCUCAAAGUGACUAGGUGACUCUGGGCUGUUUGGCCACAGAUAUUCACCCCUAAGAUGACUGCCAUAAGUCUUAAGAUUGUUGGACAGAGGCCUCUCCCAUGAAUUUACGGCACAGGAAGAUAACAUUCAAGGGAUGCCUCAGCUCGAGCAGAUACCAGUUACCUCCUGAGUCAACACCUGGUCCUCAUCAUCGUCUACCGCCUGACCUCUUUGUCUCCAGCUAUCACUGCCUAUAUCCUCAUCUCCCCCUCCUCUGUGUUUCACAAAGGACACUCCCCCUACCUGAAAGCCUUAAAAGUUGUAACGUUCACUCCAAUAAAGGAGACCUUGACAACAGAA